UCUUACAAGUGUCACUCAAUCAACCUAGCAUAGGUAGAGUUGGGCAAAAUGUAGAAUCUGCUAGAAUUUCUAAACUCUGCUCAAACAUUACUCAUCCAGUGCACGUAAGGCAAAGGGAAAGCGCAAAAAUAGGAACUAAAAAGUAUAUUAAACUAAAGAGAUGGCAGACCGUUUCUUUGCAAACACCAUGCCUAGUUUCAUGGAUGAAACUACAGUUGUUGAAGGAGCAAAAGAUCCACUAUCAGAGCUUCUGUAUUUGCCUUAUGGAACUGUAACUCAGAAGCUCAAAAGGGUUGCUUUGGACCUCAAAGAAACGAGAAAGUGGCAACAAAUCAGUGCAGAUUUCCAAAGGCUUGUCAUAUCCACUAAAACUAUUUGCGUACAAUCCCAUAGCAAUCUCGCAAAGGAGAGGGAGCAAAUAUCAUUUUUAGGAAAGCGUUUCAUUGUGAAGGAAACAUGGGCAUGUAAAGGGGGCCGUGUGAGUGAUUAUUCAAUCUACACUGGAGCUUUGGGAACUGCUUUUUUGUUAUUUAAAGCUUACCAAGUUACUCAUGACAAGAAUGAUCUUUCUCUUUGUUCUGAUAUUAUCAAGGCUUGCGGCUCUGCUUCCCGCGGUUCUGGGCGUGUGACUUUCAUUUGUGGACAGGCUGGUGUUUAUGCUCUUGGUGCAGUUGUUGCCAAACACACUGGGAAUGAACAGUUGUGUGACCACUAUCUGACAAAAUUCAAAGAGAUUGAGCUUCCUAAAGAUCUCCCAAAUGAGCUGUUGUACGGGAGAGCUGGUUUCUUGUGGGCCUGUUCAUUCUUAAACAAAAAUAUUGGUAGCAAUACAAUAUCACCUACCCAAAUGCAAGCAGUUGUUGCUGAGGUUAUAAAGUCUGGACGAAAAAUGGGGAAAGGAAGAUGUCCUCUAAUGUACGAAUGGCAUGGAAAAAAAUACUGGGGUGCUGCUCAUGGGCUAGCUGGGAUAAUGUAUGUACUUAUGGACAUGGAACUGAAAGCAGACGAGACCGAGGAUGUGAAGGCCACACUUCGUUACAUGAUCCGAAAUCGUUUUCCUAGUGGAAAUUACCCCUCAAGUGAAGGAAGUGAAUCUGAUCGACUUGUGCAUUGGUGCCAUGGUGCUCCAGGUGUCGCCCUUACUCUAAUCAAAGCAGCUAAGGUUUACAGCAGUGACGAGUUUCUGCAGGCAGCUGCAGAAGCAGCUGAGGUGGUUUGGAAUCGGGGCUUACUCAAACGGGUGGGAAUUUGUCAUGGUGUUAGUGGAAAUUCCUAUGUAUUUCUUUCACUAUAUCGUUUGACAGGUAAAGUGGAGUACUUGUACAAGGCGAAGGCAUUUGCCUGCUUUCUGCACGCUAGAGCUCACACACUUAUAUCAGAGGGAGUUAUGCAUGGAGGUGAUCGCCCAUACUCGCUGUUUGAAGGAAUUGGAGGAAUGGCUUAUCUCUUUCUUGACAUGAUAGAACCAAUGGAGACAAGGUUCCCUGCAUAUGAACUCUAAUUUAGUACAUACAGAAUGUGCUAUAGAACCAGCUAUGUAAAUAUUUUAUGUAAUGUGGAUGUGUCUGUCUGCCUUUUAUGAAAGUAGAAUUAGCUUGUGCUUUCUA
Lycium barbarum (goji berry) is the source of this 1607-nucleotide messenger RNA. RefSeq names its product lanC-like protein GCR2. Bases 161 to 1501 code for a protein of 446 amino acids. Gene Ontology annotation, cellular component: plasma membrane. The transcript has 8 exons. The record is from RefSeq and is a predicted model, not a curated record. Gene Ontology annotation, biological process: carbohydrate metabolic process; peptide modification. NCBI's taxonomy places the organism in Eukaryota, Viridiplantae, Streptophyta, Magnoliopsida, Solanales, Solanaceae.